CACUGCUUCUUUCAUACCGUAGCAUUUCGUUCGAAACAAGGCAUCGCGCUGCUUCGAAACUUUCGCACUGUGAUUUUUUUCGAAGAGAGAAGAGAUCGCUAUUGCUCCAUCCGAACGGAACACCGAGUGCCGCAGAAGCCACGUAUUCGUAUUCCUCGGAAUACCUUCCCAACCUUCCAAACCACAACCAUGUCGGGAGACGAGUGGACGACCAUCCAGAAACCAACCCGCCGGCGCCGGCCGCAGCGCCGCCGCAACCACCAGCACGGCACCACCGUUCCGAGCCCGGCCCUCGGAAGCGGCAAAAAGGACGCCUCGGCCUUUUUCGAAAAGGCCGUCGCCGCCACGCUGCGGUCGUCGGUGGACGCGGGCGGCGAUGCGGUCACCCCCGACCAGAUCGAGGGGGCCUUGGAGGCCUGCCUGGGGGAGCUGCGGCAGAGCCGGUACUGGGAAACCGUGAGGGAGGCCCUGGACCACCCGGCCGGAGGCACCGUCGGCGGCCCCGGGUUCCGGUCGAUCGUCUGCUACGGGAUCGGUGCCUUUGGCACGAAGCGGCCGUCGGGGCCCACGUGGCAGCUCGCGCUGGCCCUGCUGAUCCGGGAGCACGCCGGAAGGGGGAAAGGCCCGCAACCGCCUCUGCCCAAAAUGAGCUACUACGAGCCGAUCAUGACGCCACAGGAGUCCGAGGUGCUGGAACGACUCGGCAUCACGGUGAUCGAGGAGAACGAGCGGGGGAGGCGUUCCGUGAACAGCGGCGACCAAAAAGGCAACAACGACGGCAACGACAACAGCGCAACCCUCUUUUUCAUGCCGCACUGCCCCCUGUCGCUCUACACCAACCUGCUCCACACCAACUGGGACUGCCUGCGGCUGGUGGCGAUAUUCGGCAACUCGCUGGGCAACUACAUAAACGGGGGAAACACAUCGAUCGCCACCGAUCCGCAGCGGAAGCAGGCACUCUCGAUUCUGGAGGUCCUGCAGCCCUUCUGGGAGGUCAAAACCCUAGAAAUGGACAAGAGGGACGUUGCCGAUCGCUCGGCCUAUUUCGAGCAAGCCUUCAACGAUUCUAGUCUUACGUACUUUUCUGCAACUAACCGUUCCGCCACCGCCGAUAUGCCCUGGCCGGAGCGGCCCCACCUCGAUGCACCAUCGCAAGACGGCGGGGGCGAGGUCCUGUAGACCGGGUGCCGUUUUGGUGGGGGGUUUGGCGUGUUGCGGCGUGUCGUGGCGUCACCCCUCUUCGUUCCCCGUGAGCCACUCGGCGUCGAGGCCCGACCCGUACCGCUCGGCGUGCACGCGGUCCAGAGCCCGGGCGAUCCUUGCCGUCGUGCUCUUGCUCCCCCACUCGUCGGUCCGGUGGCGGAGGCUGCGCACCAUGGUCGCCGCCGCGCAAGACCUCCCCUCCCGCACGACCACCGAGAGGAAGUCGACCACCCUGUCGAACGAACCUUGAUC
Messenger RNA from Pseudo-nitzschia multistriata, 1455 nucleotides. Lineage: Eukaryota; Bacillariophyta; Bacillariophyceae; Bacillariales; Bacillariaceae. The record is from the annotation of a GenBank genome assembly.